Nematostella vectensis (starlet sea anemone) is the source of this 952-nucleotide messenger RNA. RefSeq lists its product as uncharacterized. Bases 102 to 884 code for a protein of 260 amino acids. The transcript is spliced from 7 exons. NCBI's taxonomy places the organism in Eukaryota, Metazoa, Cnidaria, Anthozoa, Actiniaria, Edwardsiidae. The record is from RefSeq and is a predicted model, not a curated record.
AUGCGCGCGCACUAACGAACAAAAAAGUGAUGUCGCGAGCUGCAAAAAAGAAAGAGAAUAGUUUCUCCAAUUUUUCAAAUACGCAGUAGUGUGUUACUAGAAUGGCUGAAAAUCGAAAAGCCAAGAAGAAGACAAGGUUCUCCGAGGCUAAAUGGAGCGCGAAAGACCGGGUGAUAAAGCGUAAUGAGGCGGAAGACGAGCUGGCCGAGCUAAGGCAGCAGAACACGUUCCUCGAGGAAGAACUCACAAGACAAGGCAAAGAUAUGAUGCCAAGGAUCGAGAGGCUGGAACGCGAGAACAAGAAGCUUGAGAGCCAGCUGAAACAGCUCCACGCAACAGAGGAGUUCAUGCACCAAACGCUCAGUAAAAAGGAGGGUGACAUCGAGGACCUGAGGGGGAGCCUGAAAGUCCUCAAACCCACAUACGAGACGCGCGUGGACGCCCUUAGGAAGGAGACCGAGGAGAGACUGGGGAUACUAGUCGAGGGCAUAGGGGACAUCCGGGACUUCCUUUAUCAAGAUCACGGGCUGGAGCCUGAGACAAAACUCAAGAUGGAGCGUAAGCUGAAGGUGUUGAUGUUCCUGAUGGGUGCUAAAGAGGAGGAUGUUCUGCGUUCAUGCAACAAGACCAGAAGCGCGAAUGCCGCUGAUCUACCAGAAAAGCUAGAGAAAGCAUCUCUAGAAAAGCAACUCAUCUCAUCCAUGGAAACUGUCAAUCAGCUCAAGCGCAAUAAUGCUAAGCUUGGCAAGGAUCUCAUCGCCACUAAACAAAAGCUGACGCGGGAAUCCAUGGUUGUCUCGGAGCAGAAAGUUAUGAUAAAUUAUCUAAAAACACAAACUGGAAACAACGGAAAGCCAGCGAAACGACAAAACAAUGGCAGAUAGAUGGGAUUUAAUGGAAUUAUCAAUCCAACACUUUUAUCCAGCCUUUAAAUAUAAAUUGACACAAAUGA